Molecule: messenger RNA, 4209 nt
Organism: Helicoverpa zea (corn earworm)
Lineage: Eukaryota; Metazoa; Arthropoda; Insecta; Lepidoptera; Noctuidae
Product: mucin-2
Exons: 15
Coding region: 32-3604 (1190 amino acids)
Molecular function (GO): protein binding
Source: RefSeq, a predicted model, not a curated record
GUGCUGUGCUCCGCCGCCGACGCCCGCGAGCAUGACUCCCGCGCAUUUCGCGCUCGCCGCGGCCGCCGCGCUGCUCGUCUGCGCGCGCGCAGAUUUAGACGAAAUAAACAUGAGCUUGAAGAUGUUCCCAAGUAUCUUACAGGACAGUACAUAUGAUACGCAAAGAGAACGCGAUUCAGAGAACGUACUGGCUAAUGAACCGAAAGAAAUCGUAUACAGUGCGCUGAAAGAUGGGAAGCUGCAUAAAUUGUUUCCACAUGAAGACAAAGUCAUUAGCUCACAAAUACAGAAGUUCAGCGUCCCUCAGAGUAUAGUGACGAGUGGGCGCCAAGCUAAGACAUAUAAACCAAAGGAUAGAGUUACUGUGUCAACAAAGACUCUUCACUAUGACAAAGCUGUCUCGGGUGGGACGGAGCUGCCGCGCGGCUGCCUGUACGAGGGGCGCUGGCACAAGGAGGGCGGCGUGGUGGGCACGCGCGAGGACUGCCUGCGCUGCGUGUGCGCGCGCGGCGCGCUGUCGUGCCGCCGCCGCGCCUGCGCGCCGCUGCCCGACCCGCUGCCGCCGCGCUGCCACGUGCGCCAUCGCCGCGGCGCCUGCUGCCCCGAGCUGCACUGCCCAGACGGAGUGAAGCUUAUGGAGCACGGAGCAGUGGCGAGAUUCGAAACUGAGACCGAGACCGAGGCAGUGCCUUCAACGGCAACACCGGCUUCCGUCAGCAAUGCGUGCGUGGAGGGCGGCAGCGUGUUCGCGGCGGGGUCGGCGCUGGAGUCGCGCGUGGCGUGCGAGCAGUGCUUCUGCCUGCGCGGCGCGCGGCGCUGCGUGCGGCCGUCGUGCCUGCCGCCGCCGCCGCACUGCGCGCCGCGCCCCGCGCCCGGCGCCUGCUGCCCGCAGCGCUACUACUGCGACUCCGCCACCAAGCCCUACCUGAACCGCAAUCACUACGAUUGCCAAGUGGACGGGAUACUGGUUACCGAAGGGUCCCCAGUGCCCUCGCACAGCAACUGUUCCGCAUGCUUCUGCCUGCGCGGGGAAGUGCGCUGCCAGGCGCUGGGCUGCGCGCCGGCGCUGGCCGGCUGCCGGCCGCUGCUGGCGCCCGGCGAGUGCUGCGCCAACCAGUACAUCUGCGACCACGACGACCCAGGACAUCAGUCAUCCGCCAUAAUGGAUCCGGAAAACUCGCAAUCUUCUAUGAGGUACGACGAGAGAACAUUCCACUCUUCCCAAAAAAGCAAGCUAGAAAGUACAACAAGCAAGACCAAAACGAGUCUAUACUCUUUAAAACACACAUCUUUCGCAUCAGCCACUAAGAAUCACCUAAUAACAACUACCAAGGUUAAAAGAAAAACCGACGAACCUUUAAGAUCUAGUGAAGCACAAUCUCAAAAAACUAAUACUGCAUCUACUAAUACGACGUCAAGUCAGAUGACUGAUGAUCGAGAAUUUGACGACGAGGAUGAAGACGAACCCGAUGAUGCAACAGAACAACCUGAAGGUAGCGUCAAAAUAGUAAUCAACGGAACCAUAAAUUGCACAGCUGAACUGUCAUCGACAUCCUUACCUCUGAGCGUUACUGCUAACGAUACCGACGUAGAGUUGGAGGUGAUGCCCAGAGUACCGAUCAUUGAGCUGGAAGCACAAACCUAUUCACCCAACGAUAUUAUAACCGAUAGGAAUGUCAACGAUGGUUUUGAUGACAGUGAUACUUUUACGAUUAACGUGACGAGCUCUUUGAUGACUAAUACCAGUCACUCGACCUCCAGGCCAAUUGUCACGGGCCCCAAAAUACCAAUCCUCUCUGAAUCACUCAACAGUUCCAAGAAGAAAAAGGGAGAAUAUGAUUACGACUACACUGAGCCGACACUGCCGCCAUCGUUGCCGAACUUGAAGAUAAUUCCAUUCGUUGCUGCUGACGCGGUGGUUGAUAAUGAGCCAGUAAAAGACACCAUCUCGUAUCCAAUUUUGGAGAGAGGAGAGAAAUUCCCCGUGUACUACCCGACGGCUGAAACUGAGGAUUCUACGUUUCCUAGUAAACGAGAGAGUGUCUUCGAACCAACGCAGUACCCCGUCUUUGUACUCGGCAAAGAAGAACCGUCAUACCCUCCCAUCAGUCACAAAUUAGAUCCGAAAAGAGACCGAUACCCUGAGAACAGCGGUCUGAGUGUUCAGGAGUACACAGUGUCCGCUUCACUGGGUCAUGGAUCCGAUGUGAAGGGUGUAACGAAGGCGCCGACUACCAGUACCACUUUUGCUGUUGAGACUCCAGCGAUGAACUUAUUCUCUCCACCAUUAGAAACCGAAGGUGGUUUCAUCCCGAAGGGUUCUGGUGUCAUCGACGAAUUCUUCACGGUGUUCUCCAGUACGCUGCCAACCCCGGCCAGUACCCCGGUCAAUACCCCGGCCAUUACUCCGGCCAUUACCCCGGCCAAUACCCCGGCCAAUACCCCGGCCUAUACCCCGGCAAAUACGCCGGCCAAUACGCCGGCUAUACCUCAUCUCACUACGUCCAUGCAAUUAAAUGUGCAUAGAGUACACCAAACGAUUGAAGGCGAGUGCAUCGCGAAGGACGGGCGGCGCGUGCUGGGCGGGCAGUCCAUCGUGAUGGGCUGCCAGCUGUGCACGUGCUCGUGGGUGGAGCUGGUGUGCGAGCGUCGGCCCUGCCCCGAGCGGCCCGGCUGCCGCCGCCUGCCGCCCGGCAACCACUCGCUAGACCCCUGCUGCGGGGACUUUGACUGCCAUGCAGAAAACCACACUUCCACCGGCGUAACUCUUGAAAAAGAUAAUAAGAGAAACCAAACCGAAGUAGAAGUUGACAAGCACGACUCCUCUGCGGUCAUUGUAAACAAUAUGACUAACCCAGAGCAACAGAUAGCCACAAAUACUCCAAGUGUAUCUGCUGAGAAGUCACCUACUCCUACUGGUGGUGUUGCAGCUGCUACCAGCACGACUGCUGCCCCGACGCGCAGCACCGCCAAUCUCCCCAAGCGGACCACCACCACCACGCCUGUGCCAAGUAAACAAGCAGAUAACAGUUCACACGAAAGUGAAGAAGAAGAGGAUGAGGGAUUCUCUUUCGGUAGCGUACUGAAGCUUUUACUUAGCGAUAGCUAUGAAACAACAACCAUCUCCACAAGGAAGUCCACUAGCAGACCUCCAACGCGGUCCCCCUUGCCUACAGUGCCCAUUCUCUGGCCCGUAACCAGGACACCUCUCCCCGAGACUUUCUUUAAACCUGUCCCACCACCGAAUUAUGAGUUUCCCUCAAAAAUGAACACUGUUGAUCGGAUAGAUCACCUAGUACUGGGAGAAGCGACUGCCAUCAAACGAACAACACAGCGUCCGAUGACUGUCGCCACGGAGCGGAGGCAGGUCAUCGUGCAGGAGGAGCCUGUUCCGUUCACGUCCGUGUCUGCUGGACGACCGCGGCCUCCCAGCUUGGGAGUGCUGCCGGGCCCUGCUGUCGGGCCGGGCCUGCUCAAGCUAGCCGGCUGUAACAUCUACGGGAGGAUGUACAGAGUCGGCAGGAUCAUCACAGAGCUGUCGACUCCUUGCCAGGAGUGCUGGUGCACGGAGCUGGGCGUCCAGUGCAAGCCGCUGGACUGCUGAGGGGCAAACAAUAUGCAUUUACUGUACAGCGUGUGAUUGAGCGGUUGGUUAUACAAUAGCUCGGGGAAUAGACUCUCACUACUGGACGUGGUCGGACCCUGAAUCCUUACAAAUUGUUAUGUACUUGUGUAAAUUUAAGUUAUGUGUGAUCUUGUUGAGCCUAUUAGACUUAUAUUAAAUUAUGAACGUGAAAUCGACCAAUGCACAUCAGUAAAUUAAUACGAGUAGGUUUAAAUUGUCGGAAAUAAUCGAUGCCCGGUAGUGACUGUUUGUAUUCUUGUAUGAGCCUUAGGUAAAAUAUUUAUUUAUACAGAAUGGCCGGCAAUGAUCUCAUACGACAUAGACUAUCAUAGACGUGAAUUAUAUUAGUUUCGGGAGGAGUGCAUGCCGGCGUGCUUGGUGCGUGAGUGCAGCAUCGCGCUCCGGUGCACGCACUGCUCAGCACGCGCCGACGCCUGCGCCUCACAACCCGGAGCGCAUUAACAACGUUAACAUCGUAGUAGACAGGGUGGCAUCGAUGUACUUAAGACUCGUAAUUCUAGAUUUAAAUGACAGUAAAUAUAAUGUCUAGCGUUAGCUUAGCAAAUAAAUAUUAUUAAAUUUGG